AUGCUCGAGCAAUGCAUGAGAUUUUACAGCAAAAUGCCUCGCUUCAUUAACGAGGUCGCCGCCCCCCAAGGUCGACAUCGACAUUUCAUCUGCUGCGAUGACACAGCCGGCUACAUGGACGUCCUCCCUCAAGAGCUCUGGGACAUGAUAUACCACAAGGUCUUCACAGCCAAGCCGGGACUGCGAUACCUGGAUCAGUACGCUCAGACCCACGGUCUCGAACCAGCUCAUGCUGCAAGACGACCUUACUGCCCGUCGCCCGAUGGGUUUCAUCUGCUUCGCGUGGAUAGGGAGUCGUCGGAGGAGUAUGCGCUAUCGUUCUUUGGCGGGGCAGGGACCAUAUUCAUUGCCGAUAAUCUACAGGGUUCUGCUACAGAUAUCUGUGUCAGCUGGUACCGGUCUCUACUUCGGGACCCCAAUCAUCGCGAAUUGGUCCUGGACGUGCGAGCUCUCACGGUACGGAACCGUGGUCGGAUGCCUUCAGCUUCCGAGCGAAACGAGUCGGCGCUGCGCGGGAGACUUCGAGAGCUGGGGAUGGAUCGGAUCAUUCAUGUAGGCGAUGAGGAAGGCGAGCUGACCGGGGGCCUUGCCGACUAUGCGACUCGAAGCCCUUCAUACGUUAGACAUGCUCCACCGCCAUCACCGCCGCCACCACCUGCGCCGCCUGCGCUGCCGCCACCAGCACCAGGGUCAGACUCGGGGUGGGAGCCGUCACCUCCAGACCAUAGCAAGUUCAUGGAAGAGGCUCAGAUGAACUACGCGAAAGAUCAAUCCCUCAAAGAAGCGCGAGCGGCUGGUAUCGUGGUUGACAAUGAUGAUGAUUUUAUGCAUGGUAAUGAGUUCCGCCCGGAAAAUUUAGCUGAGGACAACGACGAUCAGAGCGAUGAGGACGAGGACGAUACUGGCGAAGCCGAUCCAGAUGAGGAAUAUGCAUAG
Fulvia fulva is the source of this 936-nucleotide messenger RNA. RefSeq lists its product as uncharacterized. The record is from RefSeq and is a predicted model, not a curated record. The transcript has 2 exons. Bases 1 to 936 code for a protein of 311 amino acids. Lineage: Eukaryota; Fungi; Ascomycota; Dothideomycetes; Mycosphaerellales; Mycosphaerellaceae.